Messenger RNA from Juglans microcarpa x Juglans regia, 1302 nucleotides. RefSeq lists its product as uncharacterized. NCBI's taxonomy places the organism in Eukaryota, Viridiplantae, Streptophyta, Magnoliopsida, Fagales, Juglandaceae. Bases 1 to 1302 code for a protein of 433 amino acids. Gene Ontology annotation, molecular function: zinc ion binding; nucleic acid binding. The transcript has a single exon. The record is from RefSeq and is a predicted model, not a curated record.
AUGACAUCAGCCAAGCAGGUAUGGGACAAGCUCAAGGAACGUUUUGCACAACCUGAUGAGGCUCGAAUCUAUCACCUCCAACAUAAGCUAAGUGGCAUUGUACAAGGACACCUCUCUCUAAGUGAUUACUUCACACAACUUAAUGCUAUUUGGAAAGAAUUGCAUAGCUAUAGACCUCUUUCAUGCUGUUCAUGUGGAAAGUGUACCUGUGAUGCCUUGAAAAAUGUUGAUGCAGUCCAACAAGGAGAUUACAUGUUUAAAUUUUUAAUGGGCUUAAAUGAUAGUUAUGAUGCUGUGAGGGGGCAAAUCAUUUUGUUAAGCCCUUUGCCUUCAAUGGAUAAAACCUUUUCACUAAUUUUGCAAGAGGAAAGACAAAGGCAGGCAAGGAACACUGCUCUGCCUACCUCAGAACCUUCUGCCUUACUUGCCUACCAAAAUUUUCCAAAGAAAAAGGACAGGUCAGACUUGGUUUGUCACCAUUGUGGUAAGGUUGGACAUACAAAGAAAAAAUGCUACAAGUUAGUGGGAUUCCCACCAAACUUCAAAUUUACCAAACCAAGAACUGGGAAUACUUCUACUGCACCUUAUUCUGCAAAUCAUGUUGCUGCUCAGAUUACUGCCUCAAGCCAUGAAGCACCUGCUCCAAGUGCCUCUCAAUUGAACCUUUCUCAAGCACAAACACGGCACCUCAUGGAUCUUGUUAAUGCUCAAUUUCCUCAGCUAAACUUGGGACAAAAACCAAUUCUGCCCACACUUGCUCCUGCCAAACCAGACACUACUGAGACUAGCUCCUCGACCACACCAUAUUCAAACUUAGCAGGUAAUCAUCACUACCUCUCCACUCUUUCCAUACAUACUGAUCACUCUCAUUCCAGUACUGUGAAUCAAUGCAAGCACAGUUCAUCUUCCCUACAUGAGCACUCUAAUACACCAUGGAUCAUGGACACAGGAGCCACUGAUCGCAUGGUGUGCUCCACCUCCUUCUUUGACAGUCCCUCAUCAUGCAUACAAGCCUUUGUGCAACUCCCAAAUGGUACAAGGGCUCAAGUCACACACAUUGGCACUGUUAAGUUAACAGAUUCUCUAUCACUAACUGAUGUCUUAUGUGUGCUCUCAUUCACUUUCAACCUCAUCUCAGUUAGCAAACUCACUCAAAAACCAAACACAUGUCUAUUUUUCUUAAAAGAUCUUUGCUUCAUUCAGGUCCUCUCUUCAUGGAUGACGAUUGGACUUGCUAGGUUCAUGUUGGACUCUAUUAUCUGCUGCCUCCUUCUCAUGACAGCAACAUCAACCCCUCUUUAA